CUCUUCCCGUAGCCCCCUCCUCCGCCCCGCCCGCCGGGCCUCUGCCCCCUCCCUAACCCGUAGGCGGGGCGGGCUCCAGGCAGCACCUCCCGCAGCGGGGCUGAACCGUGGGGGUUUUUUUGUUGUUGUUGUAGUUUUUUGGUUUGGUUGGUUUUUUUUUUAUCCUCCCCGUCGGUUCUCGGUGCAGGAUGAGCGGGCCGGGUCUGUUGGGUCCCGGUGGCGGUGCGGGGUUACCGCCGCUUCCUAAGAGCCUCAGCGGCUUGCUCAACUCCUCCUCCUCCGGCGGCGGAGGGCAGGGCGGGCGCUGGCGGGACCUGGAGCGGUUGUACGCCCAGAAAUCCCGCAUCCAGGACGAGCUGAGCGGAGGAGGAAGGGGUUCCCCGCGUCCCCCAAAACCUCCCAACCUGGACGCGGCGCUGGCUCUGCUUCGCAAGGAGAUGGUUGGCCUUCGUCAGCUGGAUAUGUCAUUACUGUGUCAGCUCUACUCCCUCUAUGAGUCCAUCCAAGAAUACAAAGGUGCCUGCCAAGCUGACUCUAAUGCAGACUGCACUUAUGCUCUGGAAAAUGGGUUUUUUGAUGAAGAGGAGGAGUAUUUCUAGAUGAAGGAAGAUUCUGGUGUCUUUCUCUCCCUGUAACACACCUCAGCAAGAACAACUGGAAUCUCUAUGGAUCCCUCUUCCCCAGGAGGAACAACACCCAGCUACCCCAAGUUGUGUUAAAUUCACUUGUUUUAGCAGGCUGUCAGUACAAGUUUCUCAUGCAAAUACCACUUGAGGAGAGUGCUGUUCUCUCACUUUCCAAAAGUCCUCAGACAUGCUUGACAAGAGCUUUUCAAUUUAAUUUGCAAGGUGGGUGUUUUCAACUUACAGAACGUUGGUAGCUUAUAACUGGAAUUUUAAUUGUGGAAGAUGGCAGCACCUUCCUGAGUUGUAAUAAAGGGGGAGGGAAACCUCUGCUGUGAUGUAAAUAGCUAUAGGUGGUUUGUUUCUUUUGGUCAACUGUAUUGAUAAACACCUUUGGAACAGGCAUCUGGAUGCACACACAUCCUCAGCUCUACUAAGCUAGUUCUGCUCUUACCAGCUGUACCCAGUUUUGUACUGGGUGGAUUGUUUACACAGUUUAAUUUAAUUAUUUUUUUUCUCCUUAAGCAAAUUUUGACAUUUCCUCAUUCCUGGCUGACAAGCUGUACAUGUGAUAAUGAAUGUUAUCAGCAAUUUUAUUUUAUUUUAUUUUAUUUUUCUGCUGAUCUGAUUCACCUUCUUGGUACUGCCACUUGGCAUUAACUUUUAUACUCAUCUGGAUUGCUCCCAUCAGCAUAGCUCUUUGACCUGCUAAACUCUGCCCUGAAAUGGUUUGCUUAGCUUUUACUGCACUGCAUGGUAAAAGCACAGAUCCAAACAUUGUCUGUCUGCCACUGUGUGGCUUGGAAUAACCUGAACUCUUGUGCAAUUGUUCUCAAUCAUAUGAAGACUAAAGAAACCUCUCAUAUGACACAAUGGGACAAACUGCAAUAUUUUAUACUGGGUGAACUUUGUUUUUCUGUAAGGUAGACUACAGCUCUUUUUAACAAUGCAAAAGAAGUAUUUUGAGCACGUACUUUGCGGAUGGUAAAACUUUUUUAUACUAACUUGUUCUUUGAAAUAUAACUUAUUUUCGUUUGCAGAAUUUGCUACAGCACUUGGUUUAGUUUUUAUUAUUUCAUACUGCAUACAUGUGAUGCUUAAUCAGCUUGGAAAUCAAGUUGCCAACUAUCUCGAGUCUUCACCCUUCUCUGUUUUCAGUAAAAUCAGCUCCCAAAUGCAAUUUUAAUUUCUUAACUUUAAUCCUAAAGAUUACUGUAAAGCACAGUGCCUGAGUCUUGACACAAGCUAAUAAUUUAAGGGCUUAAAUCUCAAAGGGUUUUUGCAUGGUUCCUGGCUGGCAUGCAUGAAAUUUUACAAAGUUUACAGAAAGAAUUGGAGAUCACAUUCUGGGGUAGCUCCUCUCAGAGUUUUUAGCAAAGCCUAAAGGCACAUUGCAGUGAUAAAAGCCAAAAAAGCAGUUUUUGUGCAUUCCCUCUAGAAUCAGCUUAUUCCAGUGGAAUUCAAAGGCCACAAGAGUGAAAACUGUGCUGUACUUGUGUAUGUGUAGAAGUUCUGAACCUAGUCUGUGGCAAUGGUUGGAAUUUUUUCAAUGUUAAUUCUUGCCUAAAACUAAAAUGAAUGAUAAGGCAAACCCACAAAUAACCCAAAUGGCUAUAUUUAAAAAGCUCUGUGUGUGUGUGUGUAUAUAUAUAUGAGUAUAUAUACACACAGAUGUACAUAGAACUUUAUGCUUUGACUUAAGAAUGUAUCAGCUUUGAAUAUAAUUUGCUGUGCUUUUCAUCUUUAGAUGAGGCUUUUUCUAGUCUGUCAAAGUACUGCUGUUUUCUUGCUCUCACCCCAAAAAUAAAAAGCAUGAUGUUUAGCAUAA
Molecule: messenger RNA, 2451 nt
Organism: Calypte anna (Anna's hummingbird)
Lineage: Eukaryota; Metazoa; Chordata; Aves; Apodiformes; Trochilidae
Gene: FAM89A
Product: family with sequence similarity 89 member A
Exons: 2
Coding region: 189-599 (136 amino acids)
Source: RefSeq, a predicted model, not a curated record